Messenger RNA from Loxodonta africana (African savanna elephant), 1515 nucleotides. RefSeq names its product leukocyte-associated immunoglobulin-like receptor 1. Bases 82 to 471 code for a protein of 129 amino acids. The record is from RefSeq and is a predicted model, not a curated record. The transcript has 5 exons. Gene Ontology annotation, cellular component: plasma membrane. NCBI's taxonomy places the organism in Eukaryota, Metazoa, Chordata, Mammalia, Proboscidea, Elephantidae.
CAGCCAAGAAAUCCUGUUCACUGAGUCUGCUGCAGGGCUCUGACUGUCCUCCACUGGCUCCAGGGCAGGCCAGGCUACGCGAUGUCUCUCAUGCCCACUGCCUUCCUGGGCCUGAUGUUCUGCCUGGGACCAGCGACCCAAGCACAAAAUGGGAACCUGCCCAGACCCUCCACCUCAGCCGAGCCAGGCUCUGUGAUCCCCUGGCGGAUGUCUGUGACCUUCGUGUGCCAGGGCCCUCCUGGGGCUGAGGUAUUCCGACUGGAGAAGAAUGGAGUCCCUAGUGACAUCAAUCCCUCACCAACAGAAGCAUGCUUCCAGACAGAAUUACACGGUGAGAAAUUGUGUCUGGUCCUGGCGGGUGUGAUCUUGUUAAUGCUGGUGGUGAUUCUGGCAGAAGCUUGGCACAGCAAAUGCAGAUCCCAACGUGGCCCUAUGGAAUGGAGACAAGAUGGUGCCAGUCAGAGGUUUUAGACUCCUGGUCCAGGAUGGAAACACGAUGGCAUCCGUGAGAAAGAUUAGACUCCAGGGGCAGCAGGGCAUCCCCAAGGACUCUGACGCUCAUAGCUGGAACCUAAAGGACAGCAGAGCCCUCCAUGGGCAGUGUGCUGGAGGUGCUCCCAGCGAAGACCCUGCCCCUGGGACAGUGAGGGGAGAGGGGGGAGAAGGGCCCAGACAGGAAGUUCUGGAAAGCGAUUGAUGUGCUGUAUUCCUUCUCUUGUCUGUCAGUCUCCAGUCUCUAAGGGUUUGCUUCCAUGUCUGAUUCUGAAAAUCACAACACCUCGUCCCAUACUUUCCUGAUUCUCUUUUCUCCUCCGAGUUUUAAAUCAUGGAUACCGUUUCCCUCUAGCCUCUAUCUUCCUCUCCUACUUCUUCCCUGCACUCAGUUUCAGCUUGGAGCUGCCAUAUCUACAGUCUUCAUUCUCUCUGUUUUGUGGUAUCAGAACUCAGGGGUGACCCUUUACAUAUCUGAGCUGAGGACUCCCAGGUUGGAAUCUUCCUGAGACCUUCCACCUCCUGGAGUCUAGCUGUAUGCUGAGUGUUGGGAACUCGACACUCAUGGGCCUAGUGUUCACAACUACUGACCCUCUGUCACCUUCCUUAACCAGGGAGACUCUGACUGUACCUUCCCUUGGCCUUGGCGCAUCCGUUCUCUUCUCUUCCUGGAAUGGUCUCUGUCCUUUUCUAAUCUAACAUUCAUCAUCUCACGUGUCUUGGAUCAAAAGCCUGGGGGAGCCUUUCUUGACAGCGCCUGUUAUCUCCUUGCCUUGUAUUAGCAGUAAAUGCUGCUGCUUUUAAAGUAAAUUGGAUCAAAGCUUCACUUUUUUCGUACAAAUAUACUUAUUUUGACUGCAUAAAAUUUAGAAAUGUUUAAACAGCAAAGAAUAUUACAAAUAACAAAACAAAUAUUAAAAAGGAAAAGAGACAAAGUAAGAAACAAAUACUUGCCACAUAUCAACUUCCCAAGAUUAAUCUAGAAAUUUAUGAAUAAACUCAUUAAAAUACUAAUGAAAUUCA